Molecule: messenger RNA, 1501 nt
Organism: Penaeus indicus
Lineage: Eukaryota; Metazoa; Arthropoda; Malacostraca; Decapoda; Penaeidae
Product: sideroflexin-1-like
Exons: 9
Coding region: 90-971 (293 amino acids)
Biological process (GO): serine import into mitochondrion; monoatomic ion transport
Cellular component (GO): mitochondrial inner membrane
Molecular function (GO): monoatomic ion transmembrane transporter activity
Source: RefSeq, a predicted model, not a curated record
GCAGUGUAAGCGACCGGGGCAUCACUACACGCAUUACGCAGACGACAGAUUCUUAACUCUUUUUUUGGUAGUUUUGGAGUGUCAGAACCAUGAGUCGCGUUAACCUUGACGAACCUCGGUGGGACCAGAGCACGUAUGAGGGUCGUGCUCGUCAUUUCUUCACCACGACCAAUCCGAUGAAUCUGCUCUGCACUCCUGCCCAGCUAGAGAAUGCCAGAGAUGUUGUGACUAGAUAUAGGACAACUCCCGCUGUUGUGUUUUGGCAGUGGAUUAACCAGUCUUUCAAUGCAGUCGUCAAUUACACCAACCGCUCUGGAGAUUCCCCUAUUAGCGUGCAGACAACUCCCGCUGUUGUGUUUUGGCAGUGGAUUAACCAGUCUUUCAAUGCAGUCGUUAAUUACACCAACCGCUCUGGAGAUUCCCCUAUUAGCGUGCAACAACUGGGAACAUCCUAUGUAAUGGCCACCACUGGUGCCUUAGUCACUGCCUUAGGCCUCAAUAGCUUAGUCAAGUCCCUGCCGCCUCUGAUUGGCCGACUUGUCCCCUUCACAGCUGUUGCAGCCGCCAACUGCGUCAAUAUCCCCAUGAUGAGAAUGAAGGAGAUCCAGGAUGGCGUGACGCUCCUGGACAGCAAUGGUAACAAGUUGGGCGAGAGUAAAACAGCAGCCAAAAAGGGCAUUGCGGCUGUGUGUGUCUCCAGAAUUCUGAUGGCUGCUCCAGGCAUGGUCUUGCCCCCCAUCGUCAUGAAUGCCCUUGAGAAGCGGGGAACACUCAGGAGAAUGCCCUGGAUCUCGGCGCCUCUUCAGGUGGCUCUCUGUGGCUUGUGCUUGACCUUUGCCACGCCUGCCUGCUGCGCGCUCUUCCCCCAGAAGGCCUCGAUUGCGGUGUCGAGUCUGGAGCCGGAAGUUCAGGAAAAGAUUCGAGCACUGCCUGAUGCACCAGAAGUGGCUUACUACAACAAGGGACUAUAAAUCUGUACUCUGUGGUAAUAGUAGUUGUUUAAUUGUGUGAAAAUGUACCCCAGUGACACAAAACGCAGAAAUCACAAUAUGGUGUAAAGGUUGAAAUAGAUGUAUUUGGAUGCAAUGAUAUUUCUCUCACUCUGUCACAUAGAUGUACACAUUACACCUGCAUAACACCCUCGUGUGAUAACCAUAUAUAAUACUCAGAAACAAUGUACAGACACAUAUGGUUUCAGAGACCCAGAUGCAGCCACACAAACACAGACACAUAGACAUAUGCGCACACAGUCAAAUAUGCAUACAGUUGGAUGCGCAUACAGUCAGAUGCGCAUUCAGUCUGAUGUGCAUACAGUCAGAUGCGCAUACAAUCAUAUACACACACAGUCAGAUGUGCAUACAGCCAGAUGUAUGCACAUAGACAGCCAGAUCCACACACACACACACACACACACACACACACACACACACACACACACACACACACACACACACACACACACACACACACACACACACACACACACACACACACACACACA